This is a messenger RNA of Batrachochytrium dendrobatidis JAM81, 2055 nucleotides long. RefSeq lists its product as uncharacterized. Lineage: Eukaryota; Fungi; Chytridiomycota; Chytridiomycetes; Rhizophydiales. The transcript has 3 exons. The record is from RefSeq and is a predicted model, not a curated record. The coding region runs from base 1 to 2055 and encodes 684 amino acids.
AUGGGGUCUGCAAUCCUUUUUAGCGUGUUGCGAAUGGCAGACAAAUUCAGACUUGCCAACAAUAUUAUUACAGAAACGAUUGUUGCUGCAAUGACUACUCGAAGAAGUGUUAGACAAAUGGCCUGUACUGCCAAUUCUUUACAAGCCCCCUUUUUGGCCAGUGAAAAUCAUUCUAAAAUGGUUAAUGGCACUCCUGACACUCUUUCAGAACAGUCCAUCACUCAGCACGACUCUGUGCUAGACAAUGUGCUUGAAACUGGAUCUGCCGAUGGCCCUGAUGAUAGAUCCGAUAUCUCCAUAUCUCGCACUAGUAGUGGCAGUAAUGUCAGUCACUCUUCUAAAACCAAUCGAAAUAAAAGACUUGUGCCUUUUAUAAUCUCAAAGAGAUCGGCUCAACCUCGUGCUGCUAAAACCAAUGCGUCCAAGUCUGCUGUUGAUAGUACUGCUGCUGCCGCUCAUGGAAACGAACCUCUCAAUAUCUGCGAUAUGUGGCAGACUGCAUUUAUUCAUAUGUUUUUAGUCUCCUUUUCUCCCUAUUUUAUCAACUUGCGACCGCCUGCUAAUUCUUCUAAUACCAACGGCAACUCAUCAUAUAACAACAGUCGUGAAGAAUAUAGAGUCAAUCUGGCAAAUAAUAUGGCUUCUUUUGUCAAAUCUUUGCCACAGUUGAACCCAGUAGAUCUCGAAAGAGAGUUGAGCUUGGACCAUUCGUCCGAACUGGUCGAAUCUAUUUUGAUUGCAUUCUGUGUCAAUCUAAGCAAUCUCGACUCUCGCACUCAUGCCCACAUUCUGGUUGCAUGGCCUCGAGUUGUCAACCGUCUUAUUCUCAGUCAUAUUGCUGCAGGAGAUGAUCAUUUCAGCACCUCUCCGAUUGUGCUUCCCGUUGCAAACAAGCUUAGAUCUACAGAUCAACGCACUGUUUUCACCAAUGACCAAACUAGUAAUCUAAACCCAAGCGGAAACUCCGCUGCUACCCUGACAAGCAAUCAAACAUCCGUUUCUAAACCAACCGUUGAAACACCUAUAGAACAAUCUUUAAAGUCAGAUGUUGCAUUGAACGGUGAACCAAACGAUAGCGCAUCUGAUAAUGAUGUUGAAAAUUCAAAUCCUCUCAAAUCCACCAUUUCUUCUGAAGUCAUGCAAGAGCGAAACACAGAAGCUCGUAUGAAUUUCUUUAAAUUAGAUCCAUCAAUUAAAGUCAAAAUUAUAUACGCUUUGGCUGACUGGCAACUAUGCGAAUGCGAGCCUAUUCAUGAAGCCAUUGAACAAGCGUUUAAAGAGCGUGCCAGUGCUAAAGAAAGACUCUUUCGCGCAGCCGCAAGAUUCAAUAUCAAGGAGCGGAAUUUCUCUAUCCGACCCGAGACUGCAGAGCAUUUAGCUGCAACCGAAAACAACUUGUUGAUGAUUCAAUCGAUUGGGAUCGAUAGAUUUAAACGCAAGGUCUAUCAUAUUGGAGACUAUCCACGUAUCUAUUCCAUGGAUAUGCAUGCUAAUAAGUGGAGCUCAAUAUGCUCUACUUUGAAUGAUCUCAUACACUAUGCUGAAGGAUUAAGUACUACCGGACCUGAAAAGGAAUUAAAAGAAUGUUUGGUAGGAACAUUGAUUCCACGGCUAACUGUUUUGGAGCAGAGGCGAGAAAAGCGUCGGAUCCGUCAGGAAAAAAUGCGACAGUUUAUGGAACGACCCAUCAUUCCAAGAGAACUGCGGCGUACACGUACGUCAGUAUCGUAUGCAGAAAUCAACAGCGACGAUGAUGCAAGUAAAUGUGAAAGUCCCACAUCUAGUUUGCAAAGUGGGCGAUCUUCCAAGCGUAGAAUGAAUGCUUCUGAUGACGUUUCUGAAACAUACUUUGAAGGCACUGAUACUAUGGGUGAUUCGAAUCAGGAUAUCAACGUUGAAGUAGAUGAUGACAUGAACCCUCGAUCGUUUAAAGACCAAGCAAACACAAGCACCGAAUCAGUGAGCAUGUCUUUUGGUUUAUCCCCACUUACAGGGAACCUGUUUUUUGGAAAACCUACAAACAAUAUAGGCUAUACAAGUUUGGAUUCAUUUUGA